Messenger RNA from Actinia tenebrosa (Australian red waratah sea anemone), 2418 nucleotides. Its product is annotated as lachesin. Gene Ontology annotation, biological process: homophilic cell-cell adhesion. NCBI's taxonomy places the organism in Eukaryota, Metazoa, Cnidaria, Anthozoa, Actiniaria, Actiniidae. Gene Ontology annotation, cellular component: plasma membrane. The record is from RefSeq and is a predicted model, not a curated record.
AUACAUAGCUUGCACACUCGUUGUCAGAACCACGAAAUACGAUCUGCUACAGGGAACGUUAAGUACAGCAGGACACAAAGUGGAAUCUUGAGUAAAACGUAGCACUAUUUGCAAGAGUGAACUUUGUGGAAACAUUUAGGGUGAAGAGCUGGAGUUAUAUUGCCAUAAAGCACGCAUAAAUAACUGAGCUCACUUGAAGCAUAAGGAAAAAAAAACAAGCCAGCAGUUGAUCGAUCGAUUAUUCCAAGCAGAAAGACAUGUUAAAGUUGUGUGUCUUUCUUUUUUUCUUAGGGGCAGCUACUGGUGUUCCACCAUCACCAAAGUUUGAAUUUUUGGAUCCUAAGAAAAUGACCAUGGAAACUGUUCGAUUAGGCUCUAGCAUCAUCAUUGACUGUGAGACCACAGAUGCCUCUGCAAUGGUAACACUAUGGAAGCUUAAGUCAAGUAAAGAAUUUCAGGUCAAGCCGAGCCUUGAUGUGAUACAGAGUGGUCAAAUCUUUACUAAGCAUAAUAUUGAUCUGCAAGAUGCUGGACAAUACAAAUGCAAAGCCCAGGAUUCAAUGGGUACAAAAAUCACUAAAGAUGUGACUAUCAUCAUCAAUACUUACAAACCUGGUCUUGUUCUGCGGCCAACCAAUCCAGUGGUCACUUUGACUGGAUCAACGGUUUCAUUCACUUGUGAAGCAGUAAUUGGGACAAUCUCUUGGAGAUUUGUUUCCAGUGGCCUACGAACCUACCCCCCACCAUCCAAGUACACUAUAAAAAACAUUGUAAAUGCUUCAAUUAGCCUGAGUGUUCUUACUAUUCCAAAUGCUCAAGUCUCUAACUCUGGGAUAUAUGAAUGCUGGCUUUAUCACUUUGAUGCAUCCUUUUUCCGCAAUGUUGAUCUUCUAGUUAAGGAUUCUCAAAGACCUGCCUUUACUAAUGGUAAUUCCCAGACUGAAAUAAUGACUGUUAAACUUGGACAUUCAAAGCACUUGAACUGUGAAGUUACUGGCUUUCCAACACCUGUUGUCUCUUGGGAAAAGAAUGGUAGACCAAUCUCUCCAUGUAAUAGGAUGUUUAUAAACUUCUGCCAAGACUCUCCUUAUUUAUCUCAGCCUCGUGGCAUAAAGAUUGACGCUGCUCGUUUUCCAGAGGAUAAUGGAACUUACACUUGUGUGGCAAACAACAGUGUUGGAGCCUCGAGAAAGGAUUUUCAAGUUGUUGUUGAAGUCAAACCAGUACUGGACAAAAGUUCAAGCUUAUUAAUGGGAAGCUCAAAAGUAACAUGCCAUGCGAUUAAAGGCAAUCCUCCUCCAAAGUUCAGCUGGUCCAUGCAGUUGUAUUGGUUUCCAACAACAAAAUCACCUUAUAAAAAUGGAUGGAAACCCAUAUCAAAAUAUGGUAACACUGCGACAGUUUCAAGUGAUGGAAUGACUAGCACAAUCCAGGUACCCAGUUUGAUUACACGGGCAUUCUACAGGUGUGUAGCAGUCAAUGAUGUUGGACGUGACUCCCAUACAAUCAAAAUGAUGAGAGUGUUCUAAGCCAGGUUGUAUAAACACGUACCUAUGCACUCAUUAUUUCUAAAUUCGUAUUUAUGUCUGGAUCCCUUUUCAUGCCAAAGGUGGCUAGAAUACACCUUAGUUGUUGUGAUGUGCUGUUUUUCUUCUUUAAAGACCAUGUGUCAUUCUCUAGAGUAUCAUUUCCUUGUUUAAUGGUUGUGCAUGAGAAGAUGAUUAUUGAUAAAACUCAAAUAAAGAAUCAUUCUCUAGGAAUUGAUACAUGGACUGUAACAGGAAAGCUUUGCACCACAAUGAAUUCAUCAUGCUCUGAUGGAUCCUACUGUAAGCAAGGCGAGUUUUAUGUUUCUCAUGCUUCCUUAUUAAGCAAAAAAACAGCAUCAUUCGAUAAAUGCUCAUCAUAUUAGCAUAAAUUAACUGGAAAUAAAUAAUAGUAAGUGUGGCAUGUCAUAUUUCCAACUUAAAUGCAUGUACACAUUCAUGCACAUACAAAAUACAAAUGAUUUUUUUAAAAUAUUACUUUCUUAUGAUUUACUCGACUUAUUCGACUUAUAGUCAUAGUUAAAGUGCCUAUCACCCUUCUGACAAUGUUCUCAGUAUUGAUUCUACGUGGGGUAAGAUGUUGAAUAACCCGAAAAAAUUACAUAGUUUGAGUGCGGCUUCUUGAAGUUAUGAAGGUUUUUCCAUGUCAUAUGCUAAUGCUGUGACGUAUGAGGAGGCAUUUAUGGUUAUUUGUUGUUCCUUGUAAUUUGAAACACCAGCUUUUAUGGGAAAACCAACUUGCAAUCAUUUCUAUAAGAGCAAUGGGGAAAACAAUGACCUAUUUCAAAUUUAGUUUAUCUGUGACAGUAGUGUUUUGUAUAUUAAAUGAUUACUCCUCAUACGUCACAGCAUUAGCAUAUGGCAUGGAAAA